Paramecium sonneborni is the source of this 456-nucleotide messenger RNA. The record is from the annotation of a GenBank genome assembly. NCBI's taxonomy places the organism in Eukaryota, Ciliophora, Oligohymenophorea, Peniculida, Parameciidae.
AUGAAUAUAUGUUCUAAUUUUACAUUAUCUUUGACAGGAGGUUUCCAAGAAUGUAGAAAUUUUGGAAAUAAAAAAAAAAUCAUCGCCUAGAUUUUGAAAAUAAAAACAUCGAGUAUGGGCAAAAAUCUAACUACAAUUCAAAUGCUCGUAGUAUUCAUUAUUCAUAAUUUGAUAAGGCAAAUUCUAAUAAGACAAAUUUUAACAGAUUGUUAUAUAAAAAGCAAAGCUUGUAACAAAUUUGUAUUAGCUCUUGUUGGAUAAUUCUCAUAAUUUGGAAAUUGUAAAAUAGAAAAAAAAUAUCAUAAACUUGAUACAGCAAGCUAAAUUGCUUAUUAACCAAAAUCCUAACUUACUAAUCAAUUGCAGUUGCGGGUAAAAUAUUUUUUAGAAUCUAAUAUAAAAGUUGUCUAGGAAUCUAUAUGGUACAAUCUGUAAAAGAUGGAAUUUCAUAAAUGA